Stegodyphus dumicola is the source of this 1653-nucleotide messenger RNA. RefSeq names its product heterogeneous nuclear ribonucleoprotein 87F-like. Gene Ontology annotation, molecular function: mRNA 3'-UTR binding. Gene Ontology annotation, cellular component: catalytic step 2 spliceosome. NCBI's taxonomy places the organism in Eukaryota, Metazoa, Arthropoda, Arachnida, Araneae, Eresidae. Gene Ontology annotation, biological process: mRNA splicing, via spliceosome. The record is from RefSeq and is a predicted model, not a curated record.
GCAACAUUAAGACCGGCUGGGUAGAGAUAGUUGGAUUUGCAUUUGUAGAUCUUAAAAAGUUAUUUAAGAUUGGUAAUUCUUUCCGUUCUGUGUAUUCUGUGUUCCGUAUUUGAAAUCGAUAAGUCGAGAAAAAUAAAUCCAUUGAAAUGGGAGCUGAUCGCAACAGUGAGCCCGAACAGUUUCGGAAACUUUUUAUUGGUGGUCUGAAUUACAAAACCACUGAAGAAACAUUGAAAGGCCACUUUGAACAAUGGGGAGAAAUUGUUGACUGUGUAGUUAUGAGGGAUCCUAAUACUAGAAGAUCCAGAGGAUUUGGUUUCAUUACAUACAAGAAUGCUUAUAUGGUUGAUGAUGCACAAGCAGCUAGACCUCAUAAAGUUGAUGGUCGUGAAGUGGAACCCAAACGAGCUGUUCCAAGAGAAGAUUCUGGAAAACCAGAAGCACAAGUAACUGUAAAGAAGUUAUUUGUGGGUGCUUUAAAGGACGAUAUUGAAGAAGAAGAUUUAAAAAACUAUUUUGGAGAAUAUGGCAAUAUAACAAAUGUUAAUGUUGUAGUGGAUAAAGCUACAGGAAAGAAAAGAGGUUUCGCAUUUGUGGAAUUUGAUGAUUACGAUCCCGUUGACAAAAUAGUGUUAAAAAAACAUAUGAUAAAAGGGAGACGGGCUGAAGUUAAAAAGGCUCUUUCAAGACAAGAAAUGGAUCAUAUUAAAAGAACAAAAGAAAUGAAAUCUUAUGGUGGCGGUGGCAGAGGUGAUUGGAAAUCUGGUGGUAGUGGAUAUGGUGGUAGUUCAUCAGGAGGUUACAAAGGAGGUUAUGGUGGCAGUAGUGGUGGAGGAGGAUAUGGUGGUAGCAGUUACAACAAUGGACCCAGUGCUUGGAGUGAUGGUAUGGGAUAUGCAAAUGACUAUUCAACUUCUGAUUACAUGUCUGGUUCUUCUGCCAGUGGAGGUUGGGGUACUGAUUUUGGAUCAAGUUAUUCGUCCGGUGGGCCAAUACGAAGUUCAAGCGGAUAUUCUAGCAGAAGUUCCGGACCGUAUGGGGGUGGUUAUGGAACUGGUGGUGGUAGUGGAGGAUAUGGAGGCUAUCGUCGAUAAAUGUGCAUUUUUAAAAUCUUGGGGAAACUUUAUCUCAGAGAAUAUUAGCCAGAUGUAAGCCAGUGUGCAGUAGGUGUAUAGCUGUUAGAAGAAUUCCAUUCUUUGCGAAGGGAUACCAGUUUUUGAAGGGUUAUGUCAUCAGGAACAGCUAGGUCCAACUCUACAGGAAGAAAUAAUACGGCUACGUACUCGCAUUUAUACAUGUGCUCACUGGCACAUUAGGUUAUAGCUUCAUUGAGGCAUAAUGAAAUCCCCAAGAAUUUUCAUAUUUAAAUUAUGUACCUGUUUUAUGGACUAUCAGUAUCCCUUUGUACUUUUAUGUGGUGAACUAUCCGUCGGUGUUAGUGUCUGUGUAUUAAAAUUGGACUAAAUAAAUAGAUGUUAGUGUUGUCAGUGUAGCUGGUAGUUUCAUUUUACUGAAUAUGUGUUAAAAUGUGAAUAAGUGUAUAAUAAUUAUAGCAUAUACACAUGUUACAGUAUGUCACCUUUUUAUAUUAAAGCAAGUAAAAUACUCAUCAUGUAAUUUCUUUGAUUUUAUUAAAUUUUCAAUUUGAAAAAG